AUGGCCCUACCGGCUCGAUCAGCCGUUAUUGGACUCCCGUGUCUGACGAAAAUGAUAAAAACACACAAACUGCCUUCUUCCGUGGCCGCAGACUCCGGGGGCGACGUGUUGCCAUCCCAGAAGGAUACCAAGGUGAGACGAUCCUGCCAGGCCAUGCCCACAGAGCGUCUUCUACCGUCAACUCAGAAUAAGAGUGCGAAUGAAGAAGUUGAACAGGAUGACCCGGUCAAGGUCCUGGAGAAGCAGGCUACGUUCGAUGAGAUUGUAGUAUGGGGGCAUGAAGCCGUACCUGCAUCCGACGACACUUUCGUCAAAGGAGUGGAGGAGUGGGCGAAGAUGGCUAAGGUGAUGCAUUCACUGCCUAGCAAUGAGAGAGCAUCCCAGUGA
Molecule: messenger RNA, 387 nt
Organism: Aspergillus tanneri
Lineage: Eukaryota; Fungi; Ascomycota; Eurotiomycetes; Eurotiales; Aspergillaceae
Exons: 4
Coding region: 1-387 (128 amino acids)
Biological process (GO): RNA catabolic process
Cellular component (GO): ribonuclease H2 complex
Source: RefSeq, a predicted model, not a curated record